Messenger RNA from Harmonia axyridis, 6379 nucleotides. RefSeq names its product NFX1-type zinc finger-containing protein 1. The transcript is spliced from 11 exons. Gene Ontology annotation, biological process: regulatory ncRNA-mediated heterochromatin formation. Gene Ontology annotation, molecular function: helicase activity; zinc ion binding. The coding region runs from base 166 to 6108 and encodes 1980 amino acids. The record is from RefSeq and is a predicted model, not a curated record. Gene Ontology annotation, cellular component: nuclear RNA-directed RNA polymerase complex; nucleus. NCBI's taxonomy places the organism in Eukaryota, Metazoa, Arthropoda, Insecta, Coleoptera, Coccinellidae.
AGAAAUAAUUCUGGCUAAUCUAUGUUUGGGUAAAUUACCGAAGGUAAUAAUAUAUAAAUUGGUAUGCUGCAAAAUAUUUUUUAAUUGAAAAAUAACCAAGGUUUUUCAAACCUUUGAUUUUACAAUAGUGAAGCUUGUUUGUGGUGUUAUAUUGAAUGUACAAAUAUGCAGGGGAACAAUAACACAAGGAAGAAAUUCAGAACUUCUUCGGUCAAUGCAAAAAGUCAUGAUUUUAGAUUUUUAGACCCUUCUACUAGUUCAAGACCAAAAAGAUCACAAUCACAAUUAGAAGGUGGCAGAAAAAACAACCCACUUCAAAAUCAACCAAAAAAAAACAUUUCAAAUAGAAGUAGGGAAUUAUCCCAUUUUUCCUUCAAAUAUCUGGAAUCUUUGUUAGAGAAGCCAUUAGAAGAGGUCAUCCAAAAAUUAACACAAAACGAACACUUUUUCAGGUACAUUGGAAAUGAAUUAAGUCCAGAUAAUACUGUGCUGAUUGUGAGAUUAUUGAGCAAAUUUUGUGAUUGUUGUUUUUCUAAAAUUAGAAUAGAACUCUUACAUAAAAGUUUGACUUCUGGGUUUGCAAAUCGUUUACAGAAUUACAUUGUGUCUAUUGCUGUUCAAAAUCAUGUGGAGAAGAAAAUGAAUUCAUAUUACUGGAAAGAUCCAGAUCAUUUCUGGAAUUCAUUUUUGAAACUUUGUACUGUUUCCUUGAAUGAAAGCCCCCAUUUUUUUAUAGAUAAUUUAUUGAGAGUAGUUAAAAUUUCUCAAUUGCAAAUAACAGUAAUUGAAACUGAACAUGAAGUACAUAUUUGUGAUGAAAUUAAGAAUAACUUAAAGUAUAUUAUUGAUAGAGCUCAGGACAUUAAAUCUCGGUCUGAGUUAAAGCAGUCUUCACAAAAAAAAGAUAUUAUAAAUGAUGUUGAAGAGGACCCACCUGAAGAUUUUCAUGAAAUCAGCAUUUUCCCUACAACAGAUGAAUUAGUGGAUAUGAAAAAACCUUUUCUCAGAAAAAAUGUUGUUAUUGGUUCAUACAAGGAUGUUAAUCAUUAUCUAGAUGUCCAAUUCAGAUUAUUACGGGAGGAUUUUGUGGGACCUUUAAGACUGGGAAUACAAGGAUUUUUAUCUGGAAAAGAGCUUCGCGAUAUACAAGAUAUCAAGAUACAUCGUAGGGUCCAGUUUUUGAAUCCUGUAACAGCCACAGAAGAUUUUUGUGUCUUACUUAGGUUUCACUUUGGCGGUAAAAAAAGUAGCUUCAAAUAUGAAGAAUCUAAAAAAUUUAUGUUUGGCUCUUUGGUGUGUUUCACAAGGGAUAAUUUUCAGUCCAUUCUAUUUGGUAGGAUUGCAGACCGUAAAAUGGAAUAUUUGAAAAAUGGGCAAUUUGUAGUAGGGUUCAACGAUAAAACUGAAGUGCUUUACAACACUGACUAUACAAUGGUUGAAUGCAGCAUUUAUUUUGAACCAUAUUAUCAUGUGUUAAAAGUAUUGCAACAAAUUAAUGAAGACAACUUCCCAAUGAAGAAUUACAUAGUAGAUGUUGAAAAAAAUGUAUUGCACCCUAAUUAUGGAGAUCGCCUAACUCCAUAUAAGAUAAAAAGCAAUGAGAUAGUUAAAUUAUAUUAUCCUUUUCAUCCAGAAGUUAGCCUUACUUUUGAUGACCUGAAUGAAUCCCAAAAUGAAGCAUUUUUAGCUGCUUUGACAAGAAAAUUUUCUAUAAUUCAAGGACCUCCUGGAACCGGUAAAACCUAUGUGGGUUUGAAAGUAGCAAAAACAUUGCUUGACAACUACAGAAAUUGGUGGAGAAAUUCACCUAUGUUGGUUAUUUGUUUCACAAAUCAUGCUCUUGAUCAAUUUCUGGAAGGAUUAAUUGGCACUACUGAUAAGAUUAUAAGAAUUGGAGGUCAAUCAAAAAAUGAGAAACUAGGAGGAUUCAAUUUAAAAGAAUAUGCAAGAAAAAUAAAUCCUGGUGUGUGGAGGGCAAGAGAUCAACUUAAUAGUUAUUUAAUGAAAAUUAAUAAUAUAUCUAAGACUUUAAAAAACAUCACAGGUUUUGUUUGUAUCCUAGAUUUCAGAAAGUUUGACAGUGUUAUUCCACAUUUUCAUGAUAGCUGGCUUGCUGCUGCUACAAAUGAAGAUUUACUCAAUUGGUUAUUACCAGAAAGAUUUCCUGAUUAUGAAGAGGAGUUUUCACUUAUUCAGGGAUUCAAAAAAGUCACUUUGGAUGACUCUGAAACAGAAGAUUCUGAUGUGGACAAUGAAGCAGCAGAAGUGAACAAAUUAGAUGAAUUUUUAACAGCUAUAAAUUCGAGUCACACUCAAGAUUCAUUACUCGAUUUAAAAACAUUGAAGGAACAUAUUUUUAACAAUGAUCAAUAUUUGAUAGAUUUGGAAUCCAAAAUGGAGGAGGAAUUAUAUUUUGAAUUUAUAACUCUAAAAAUGAAAAAUGAGAAGUUAAAAGCUGCAUAUGAAUUUGUGAGGGAACAAUUAUCGAUGGCUUCUACAAGGAUAGCCGAAGAGGAGCUGAUUGAUGUUAGAACCAGUCAAUAUAUUUCUUUAGAAGAUAGGUGGAAAUUAUAUUUCUGUUGGUUGGACUUAUAUAAAAAACAUUUGUUGGAGCAGUAUGACCAAAACUAUCUUGCAUAUAGAAGAAGAUUUGAAAUAUACAAUGAGUUGAAGGAAAUGGCAAAUAUUGAAAUUCUGAAAGAUAUGAAAGUAAUUGGAAUGACUACCACUGGUGCUGCACGUCUCCAUUCAACCCUGCAAGUACUGAAAUGUCCUAUUGUUAUAGUGGAGGAGGCAGCUGAAGUUUUGGAAGCACAUAUUGUUUCUGCUUUAACUCAAAAUUGCCAACAGCUGAUACUGAUUGGAGAUCAUCAACAAUUGAGGCCCAGUACAGCCAAUUAUAAAAUAGAAACAUUUUAUAAAUUGGGUAUUAGUUUAUUUGAAAGGAUGAUAAUGAAUAAAGUUCAAUGUUUUACUCUUGAUAUUCAACACAGAAUGAGGCCAGAAAUUUCGGCAUUAAUAAAACCAACCAUAUACCCAAAUUUGAAAGAUCAUGAAUCUGUUAAAUUGAGACCACUCAUCAAAGGAGUGGAUAAAUGUUUGUAUUUUGUUGAUCAUAAGAUUCGAGAGGAAUCACAUUCAGAUAAUUCAAAGAAAAACUUGCAUGAAGCAAGAUUCUUGAUUCAGUUGGCCAGAUAUCUUAUACUUAAUGGAUAUCAUUCUGAACAAAUUACAAUUCUAGCAGCAUAUUUGGGACAAAUGUUUGAACUACAAAAAGAGAAAAAGAAAAUGGACCUUCUCAAAAAUGUUAGGAUUUCCGUACUUGAUAAUUAUCAAGGAGAAGAAAGUGAUAUUAUUUUGUUAUCCCUAGUAAGAAAUAAUGAUGAGAACAGUAUUGGAUUUCUAUCUAUUGAAAACAGAGUAUGUGUAGCCUUGUCUCGUGCCCGCAAUGGGUUCUAUAUUAUGGGUAAUAUGACUCUUCUUUGCAAUAAGUCACCGUUGUGGAUAAAAAUCAAUGAUACACUCCUCAGUCAAGAAGCUAUUGGAUCUAGUCUGGUUUUGAAGUGUCAAAACCAUAAUAAAAUGACUAACGUUUCCACUGCAGAUCAUUUCUCACUGGUAUCAGAGGGAGGGUGUGAUCAGAUUUGCAAUUAUUUAUUAGUGUGCGGUCACAAAUGUAAAAUGCAAUGCCAUAUUUUAGAUCCAGAUCAUGAAAAUUACAUUUGUACAGAGAAAUGUGAAAAGCUUUUGUGUGAUUCAGAUUUGAGACAUCUAUGUAGGAAGAUGUGCAGUGAAGAGUGUGGACCUUGUGAUUAUCCUAAAAAUUUAACUCUGUUGUCAUGUGGUCAUGAUGCUGUAAUGCCAUGUCAUAUGGAGCCUGAAGACUAUAAAUGUGUUAAGGAACUACAAGUUACUCUCCCUUGUGGUCACAAUGCAACUAAAUUUUGUUACUUGGAGACUGAAAAAUGUAAAUGUCGAAUUCCAUGUGAUGCUAGACUUGAUUGUGGUCAUUCUUGUGAGAAAUUAUGCCAUGUUUUUGACGACCCGGAUCAUUUGAACUAUAAAUGUCUCAAACGUUGUGAUAAGUUUAGAGUUGGGUGUACAAAUGGUGAAGACGAUUCUCACAAGUGUUCAAAGCUGUGUUAUGAUGAAUGUGAACCAUGUAUGAAACUUGUCAGGAAAGCUAGGACUGUGUGUCCUCAUUAUUACGAUGUACCUUGUUGUGAAAAUGUAGAUGAUAUUCAAUGCUCCAAACCAUGCAAGAAAAAAUUCGCUUGUGGACACUCAUGUCAAAAUAUGUGCGGAGUGCAAUGCGGCACAUGUAAAAAGAUGGUUCAAAAGAAAAUACCUGGUUGCAAUCAUACUCAAUUAAUAUCUUGUGAUGAGGAAGCAGAUAGAAAAUAUUGUAACAAAAAAUGUCCCAGAGUCAUGGUAUGUGGACAUAUAUGUGGAGGAAUAUGCAAGAUUGAGUGUGACCCUAAAAAAUGCAAGGAAAUUGUAAAAGUUUCUAUCUUAGCAAAAUGUGGACACAUUGUUAAGGAAGUUCCAUGUUUCGUUAAAACAUCUUACAAUGAAGAAGGCGCAUCAGCAAUCAAAAACUUGGAAUCUUAUUGUAAUGAACCUUGUACAGUUAUAUUAAAUUGUAGUCCUGAAGAUAAACACCUCUGUAGUGGUUCAUGUGGAUCGUGUUACCAAGGGAGGAUACAUAGGAGGUGCAAAAAUAAAUGCAGUAGAAUAUUACUCUGUAAUCAUACAUGCACUGGAUUUUGUCGAGAAUCCUGUUUGCCUUGUUCGAAGAAAUGUUCAUACAAAUGUAAACAUAGCGUUUGUCAGAAUCGUUGUGGUGAUGCAUGUAUCAUGUGUAAAGAACCAUGUAAUAGAAAUUGUCCUCAUCAGAAAUGUAAAAAGAAGUGUGGAGAAAUUUGUAGUGUACCUCCAUGUGAAGAGCCAUGCAAUAAAAAUCUUAAAUGUGGUCAUCCUUGCAUUGGCUUCUGUAGUGAGCCUUGCCCACCUCUGUGUCGAAUUUGUAAUAAAGAGGAAGUUGAAGAAUUUUUCUUUGGGACAGAAGAUGAAGAAAAUGCAAGGUUCGUUUUAUUGAAUGAUUGUGGUCAUAUACUUGAAAAUAAUGGCAUGCAAAACUGGCUAUGCCAAGAUGAAAAACAAAUCAAAUUCAAAGAAUGUCCGAAAUGCAAGACGAAAAUAUUUACUACUGAGAGAUACAGUGAUUAUAUCAAGAGGGCUAUAGAUGAUAUUUCAAAGGCUAAAAUAGCAGGGAUUGGAACGAGAGAAAGUAUUACUGAAAAACGUUCAGAAUUAAUAAUUAAAAUUCAAAAUCUUGCCUUUCCAAGUACUUUGGUUGUUUCUGUUGUAUUAUUGAAAUAUAAGAAAAGUUUAUUAUCUCGUUUGGAAGAUGUUACUGAGUUGAAACGACGUCAAGUGUUCACUUUGAUAGAAUUGAAUGUUAUUGAAAUAAAAUAUCAGCUUAUGGAGCAAGUUUUUAAAAUAAUGAAAAUGCACCAAUUUGAAAGUAUAUCAACUUCUUUGAUACCCCAUGUGAAAGCCCAAAUUGAAUUUAUUUUUGAUAAUUUAUUAAGAGAAAUGGAUGAUAUAACAACAACUGAAAUUGAAGAUAUCCAAAGAGAAAUCAACAGAUUGCAUAGAAUGAUUGAAAUAUUACCAUUAUUGAGGAUAUGUCAAAAUGCAAAUCAGAGCACUAGACAAGAAAUUUUGAAUGUUGACAACCUAAUCAAUACAUUACACAAGUUUGAUGAUGAGAAGAAUAACACUGUAAAGAUAGAGUUAAAAUCUCUUGCAAAGAAGCACUCUUUGCUAGCUGUAAGUGAAGAGGAAAAACAACAAAUUGUGAAACUUAUAGGGCUAAGCAAAGGUCACUGGUAUAAAUGUCCCAAUGGACAUCCUUAUGCUAUAGGUGAAUGUGGUGGUGCUAUGGAAGAAAGUAUAUGUGUAGAAUGCAAAGUACCUAUUGGAGGCCGCUCUCAUAGACUACUACCAACAAAUAGUGUAGCAACUUUUAUGGAUGGAGCUACUUAUUCAGCUUAUUCAGAUCAGCAAAACAUGGCAAAUUAUAAUUUAAAUGAUAUCCUUUGAAAUCUAUAAAAAAACAUUAUAUCUAUUACAUUAUUAGUUUUGGUGUUGGUAGUACAAUUUAAAUUCAUAUGAAUAUUAUGUUUUGUUCAGAUAUAGUAUUUUGCUUUUAGUUUUUUUUUUUAAUAGUUAUUUUGGCAUGUUACUGAUUAAUUGAUGAAUUCUUAUUCGGACACAUUAUUAUACUAUUUAACUAUAUACUAUAUAAAAUUUAUAUGUCUUGUUAAUCCCAGUUUGUAUUCUGAUUUACUAGAUUAAAUUCAACUGAAAUGAC